This is a messenger RNA of Paramisgurnus dabryanus, 4907 nucleotides long. RefSeq names its product thrombospondin type-1 domain-containing protein 4-like. The record is from RefSeq and is a predicted model, not a curated record. NCBI's taxonomy places the organism in Eukaryota, Metazoa, Chordata, Actinopteri, Cypriniformes, Cobitidae. Gene Ontology annotation, cellular component: extracellular matrix. Gene Ontology annotation, molecular function: metalloendopeptidase activity. Gene Ontology annotation, biological process: proteolysis; extracellular matrix organization.
UGGACUGAGAAACACAUUUACAGUAGAGAGGUCCUGUGCGCGUGACCGUGCUUUAUGAUGGAUUUUAUUGACGCUAUCAAACGCGUGGAAUGUUGCGCUGAAUUACGCGCGUCGCGACGCGUCAGGAUCGCGCGACGCUUUCACCGUUAGAACCGCUGGAGCUCAACGGAUCUGAUCUCUGUUAUCAGAAUGAGAAGUGACGAUCUCAGCAUCAGAGUUGUUAUUGUGAUGGUUUUCCUGUGGCCUGUUCUCGUGUGUCAUCAUGAAGAAAACCAAAGAAAGAUCCGGUCUGCGGCUGAUCCUCAAUCGUCAGGGUCGUGGGGAUCCUGGGGUCCGUGGCGGGACUGUUCCCGUUCCUGUGGUGGAGGACUUCAGGAACAGACCAGAGUUUGUUUGCCUCAUCACGGUCUCCAGUCUUCUGUAAAUCCCACUCCACAGACGGGGAACGCUCACUCGUGGAUACCACCGAACAGACCCGGAGGAGAGGACAGCUCGGAUUUAAAUCCACCCAGACCGAGAGAGCAGAGACCACUGAAUGGAUUAAGGAAAUCCAACAUCAGUCCAGGCACCUACGCUUACGGCAGAGCAUCUUUACAGAAAGAUUUCACGUCCAAGCACAGACAGAGACGCUCUGCAUCAAACAUCUCACGUCACAGAGCCAGAACGCAUCAUAGGAACGUAAACACGCGUCAGCAUCCGGCCCGGGUUCACAUACAGCAGCCCGGUGUGACCCAGACCACAGCGACAUCACUGCUAACCAGACACAACGCUCCGCUCCCAAACACCUCCUGUCCUGGAUCACCAAUCCAACACAAGAUCUGUAACAUCAUGGCCUGUCCGUCAUCAAGCAGACCAAUCAGAGAGCUGCAGUGUUCUGCGUUUAACACACGCCCCUUCAUGGGUCGACUCUAUAAAUGGGAACCUUUUCAUGACGGUGACAAUGAAUCGGAGUGUCAGCUCAACUGUCGGGCGGUCGGCUUUCGUUUCUAUGUCCGUCAAUCUGAUGACAUCAUUGAUGGGACUCCAUGUGAACAGAACAACUCGUCUGUCUGUGUUGCUGGAAAGUGUGAGACGGUGGGCUGUGAUGAUCUGGUGUCUUCAGUGAAGGUUCGUGAUAGAUGUGGUGUCUGUGCUGGAGAUGGCAGAACGUGUAAGCUGAUCUCAGGUCUGUUCCAGCACAGCCUCUCUAAAGUGGGUUACCACAAGAUCGUGGAGAUCCCACUGGGUGCUACUAAAAUAAACAUCACAGAGAUGGUGAAGAGUAGAAACUAUCUGGCUCUGCGCAGCCGGUCUGGCCGAUCCAUUAUUAAUGGAAACUGGGCCAUUGACCGUCCAGGAAUGUACGAGGGAGUAGGAACCAUGUUCACAUACAGACGACCCAAUGAGAUCACCAGCACCGCAGGAGAAUCCUUCUUGGCCGAAGGACCCACCAAUGAGAUCCUGGAUGUCUAUAUGAUCUACCAGCAGCCCAAUCCAGGCGUUCGUUAUGAGUUCCUCAUGCCUUCAGAGAACCCUGGAGACCCUCAGCAUGACGUAAAUGUUAUAAACAGACAGGCUGGUUCUGAUCCGAUCGGCCGGAAGGGUCCAGAGGAACGCGAGCGGUCAGGUGUGAACAGGAAUCCAAAUAAUCAGUUACCUGCUGCUCCUCACCCACAAACACCUAAAGAAUACAACUGGAAAUUCACCGGCACCACAGACUGCAGCGCCUCCUGUGGCAGAGGUAGCAGGUACGGCAUUUUCAGCUGCGUCCAUCGCAUAACGCACGCGCAGGUGUCGAGCGGUCUGUGUGACAGCAGUACCAAACCCAGCCUGCAGGAGGAGCCCUGUAACGUUCAACCGUGCCCGGCAUUCUGGGAUAUCGGCGAGUGGUCCGAGUGCAGUAAAACCUGCGGUCUGGGAACGCAGCAUCGCCAGGUUCUGUGUCGUCAGAUGUACGCCAACCGCACUUUAACCGUGCACGGCAGUCGAUGUCAUCACCUGGAACGACCGGAGAUCAGCAGCACCUGUCAGCUGAAGAUCUGCAGCGAGUGGCAGAUUCGCUCGGACUGGAGUCCCUGUUCAGUGCCCUGUGGUGUAGGUCAGCGGUCACGGCAGGUGCAUUGUGUCAGUAAUGUUGGUGAUAUUGUGGAGGAUGAGGAGUGCAACAUGCAGCUUCGCCCCGGUGAUGUGGAGAACUGUGAUGUGGGUCCGUGUACAAAAAGCUGGUUCUUCAGUGACUGGGGUUCUCAGUGUUCUGCAGAGUGUGGCGUGGGCAUGCGGACACGCAAUGUUUUGUGUCUCACCAAUCACAUUAGUAGUUUACCUCUGGAGGGUUGUGGAUCUGAGCGCCCCCCAGAGGUGCAAGCCUGUAACAACGGCCCAUGUGAGAGUCGCACGGAGUGGUUUGCAGGACCCUGGAGUCAGUGCUCGGCGGAGUGUGGCCCCGGCGGACAGCAGAGGGCAGUAGUGUGUUUGAUGAGAUCAGAUGAGGGCUUUACUGUGACGCCCCCGUAUGAAUGUUCAUCUCUGGACAAACCUCUAAGCCAACAGAGCUGCUUCAUCAAAACCUGUGGAGCCAUGUGGUACCACACAGACUGGAGCACGUGCUCAAAGUCGUGUGAUGGUGGUUACCGUGUGCGAGAGGUGCGCUGUAUCUCUGAUCACAUGAUCACCACUGACAGCUGUGAGGAAACAUCAAAGCCACACGUCAAAGAGAUCUGUAACCCUGAGCCCUGCCUUCCUGCGAUUGAUGAGAAAUGCAGAGAUAAAUAUUUCAACUGUAAUGUGGUGGUCCAGGCGCGUCUCUGCGUGUAUGAUUAUUAUAAGUUGGCGUGUUGUGCCUCCUGUACACGUGUAGAGCAGAAGAUGUCUGGACAGCGGAGACACAGAUACAGUCCAUGAAGGUCACUGUCACAUCAGAAGAUCUCAUCACUGCAAGAUAACAGAGACGACUGUUUGUGAAGAGCAUCUGAAGAACAGAAGAGAUGUUCAUGAUCAGAUGAUUGAACUACAGAGGAGAGAUGGACAGCAACUCUUUCUAUGAAGAACAUCAGCAUCACUUCUGAGAGUCAAACUCUUAUUAUUGAUCUCCAGUGGGUUCCUCUGAACACAGAAACAUGUCAUGAUACCUCAAUACUGAAGAACUGCGUUUAUUGCAGGAUUAAAUACUGUAUGUGAAUCAAUCAAUAAACCUGUGAGGUCUCCUAUAGUCAUUAACCAUAGCAGUGAUUCACAGUUGUAUAUAACAAAUACAAGCGCAAAACAUUUGCUGUUAAAAAUUUAAAAAAGAGAAAUUUAACAACUGGUUACUGGAUAACAAUGGUAUUGUGAAUUAUUUUUAGAAACACGUUUUUUUUUUUUCUUUACCCCGCUGUUAUAAACAGUGCUCUCUCUUUCUAUGUGUAUUUAUAUUUUACACAAAAUCAGAGUUAUCAACAUCUUUAUAUAUUCACUGUAAACUAAAGGCCAGUCCUAAUAAAUAUAAUCAAAUGUAAGUCAAUAUGAAUCGUGAUAUAUUGUCUAAACUCUAAAACGAUAUAAAGUCUUCAUGUUAAAUCAGUCUGAUGUAAUAGUCAUUCAAAUUCACCCCAAAAUUGUCUCUUAUUAAUGCGGUCAAAUGUAUGGAAGCCCAUUUCCGCAACAUAAAAAAUAAUCAUGCUCUGGUAAGUCAUAAUUAGGAGAUAAACUUACUUUAAUAGUAAUAAUUAUAAGAUAAAAGGUCAAAAAAAAAUGUUGAAAUGAUGAUUUUAAAAAGUGUGCGCACGUAAAACUAAACGCGAUAAUUUCACCUGCGCACACAAUAGUUUCACGUGUGUACGCGAAACUAAACUUAAUUUUUUUCUCCAUGUCCCCUUAGGGGCUCUGUAUAAAAGUCAUAGUUAUGAGAUAAAAAAGUAAAAAAUUAUGAGAUAAAAAGUAAUAAUUAUGAAAUAAAACAAAAAAAUUAUGACUUUAAAAGUCAGGGGUUUUAUCUUCAAAUUUUUGAUAUAAUUCAAUUAUUUUCAAAAUGAUGACUUUAAAUGUAAUAAUUAUGAGAUAAAACUUUAAAAUGUUGACUUUAAUUUUUACACAAUUAUGAGAUAAGUCAUAAUUAUGAGAUAAAACGUCUAAAUGAUGACUUUAUAAGUAAUAAUUAUAAGACAAAACAUAUAAUUUUGACUUUUGAAAGCAAAUUUCAGAGAUAAAAAAAGCCAUAAUUAUGAAAUAAAACGUCAAAGUUAUAACUUUUAAAAUCAUAGUUAUGAGAUAAAAAAGUAAAAAUUAUGAGAUAAAAAGUAAUAAUUAUGGAAUAAAACAACAAAAUGAUGACUUUAAAAUGCAUAAUUAUGAGAUUAAAAAAGGUCAUUAUUAUGAGGUAAAAAUUCGAAAUUAUGACUUUAAAUGUAAUAAUUAUGAGAUAAAAAAGUCAUAAUUCUGAAAUAAAACAUCAAAAAGUCAUAGUUAUAAGAUUAAAAAAGCCGUAGAUAAAAAUUCGAAAUUAUGACUUUAAAAGUCAAAAUUGUGACUAUAAAAAUCAUGAGAAAAAAGUCAACAUUAUGACUUUAAAAGUGAAAUUAUAUAGAGAUAGAGUCGGAAUUAUGUAUUUGUAUCUCAUAAUUAUGAUUUACCUGAGCAUUUAUGAGUACAGUUGUAGGAGCUGAGCGCGUGUCGCCCUCUUGUGGCCAAUGUGCAAUGACGUCACUCAUCAAAAAACUUGACUACAGAGAACAAAGCCCUACUUCUUUAUCUUUAACAAGGAACUUAAAUCCUACCUGGACACUCUCUCUGUAUCUAGCAACUCCAAAGCCCUAAGAACUGUCUCAUUGUGUCAUUUAUAUGACAUUUACUGAUUUUGUAACAUGCGUUGUAACCCCUGGCAUUAGUUUUGUAUGUUCUCAUUAGGUUAAUAAAAAAAAAAAAAAAAAAGAGAGAACAAAGUACGUUGUGUG